CCUUCCCAGGUGAGUGACUAAACUUUCCGGGUCACGUGAGCGGGAGGAGCUGGUGUAGUCCGAUCGAGCGACCAAGGGACGCACUGAGGGUUUGAGCGAGGGAGCCAGACCGGGAACCUGAGCGAGAUCGAAGACCCCGGGUCAGGUGCCAAGCUCUAGUACCCUCGGCCCGAGAUGCGGUAGGAGUGGAGCGCUCGAGAAGCCCUGUCCCUGGUGCCACCAGCCAGUUGCCCGGCCCAUGGCGAGCCCCGGCUUGGGGCUGCUCCUGGCGCUCGGCCUGUCGCUGCUGCCUGCCCGCUGGGGCCGGGCCUGGGGGCAAACGCCAGAGCCCACUACUGCAUAUGAGAAUGGAACCUCUACCACCCCACAGCCCGACUUCAAUGGGGCCUUGUCUAAGGAGGCCACCACUGCCAUCAUUGUGGUCUUCUCCCUCCUGGCUGCCCUGCUUCUGGCCGUGGGGCUGUUCCUACUGGUGCGGAAACUGCGGGAGAAGCGGCAGACAGAAGGCACCUACCGGCCCAGCAGUGAGGAGCAGUUCUCUCAUGCAACCGAGGCCCAGGCUCCCCAGGACUCCAAGGAGAAAGUGCAGGGAUGCCUGCCCAUCUAGGUCCCCUUCCUCUAUCCAUCUCCUUCCCUUGCUGUGUGACCUUGGGGCAAGGCUGAUCCCUCUCUGGGCCUUCAAAUCCAUCCAGCCCAGCUUCUAAGAACAGAAGGGAAAAGGUGCUUCAAAGACUCUGCCCCUGAGAGCAAGGGAGGGUGGGGCUGCUCACUUUUUAUAUUUAUGUGUAAAAUUGGUAGUGAGGUAUAAUAAAACCUUUUU
Molecule: messenger RNA, 820 nt
Organism: Phyllostomus hastatus (greater spear-nosed bat)
Lineage: Eukaryota; Metazoa; Chordata; Mammalia; Chiroptera; Phyllostomidae
Gene: CRB3
Product: crumbs cell polarity complex component 3
Exons: 5
Coding region: 239-607 (122 amino acids)
Source: RefSeq, a predicted model, not a curated record